Leptopilina heterotoma is the source of this 7612-nucleotide messenger RNA. RefSeq names its product proline-rich nuclear receptor coactivator 2-like. The transcript is spliced from 2 exons. Gene Ontology annotation, cellular component: nucleus. Bases 926 to 1360 code for a protein of 144 amino acids. The record is from RefSeq and is a predicted model, not a curated record. Lineage: Eukaryota; Metazoa; Arthropoda; Insecta; Hymenoptera; Figitidae.
CUGCUCCGAAGCUGUCACAAAGCAUAACAAAACCUGCGCAAACUUUAACCUUCACAAGACAGAGAAAAGUGCUAGAGGAAGGACGUACUCGUCGACCGAGAGUGUGGUUUUUCCGACUGCGGUUUAUAACGGGCCGUUGUGUUGUAUAAAAAAAAAGAAUACGGAAAUUAACAAUUGAGUUAAAAAUACAAAAGUCAGGAAAGAAAGUUUUUCAAUUUCAUGAUUAGAAAGUUGAAAUAUAUCCAAAAAGGCGAGAAAAACCCGUUACUCGAGCCUGCGAGUACCGGAGAAAAAUUGAAUUUUGUGCGUCACGUAUUUUUUUGGAAAAUUCGCGUCAUUCUAUAACUCGAAUUGUUACGUGUUUCGCAGUGUAUAAAAUAACAAACAAAAAAAAUAAAAAUAAAGGACAAUUGUAGUCAAAGAAAAUAGGUUGACGGUUCCUGUCGUUUGCGAGACAAAAACAAAAAACAUCAAGUCGCGUCCACCAUCUUUGUGCCUCCAGCUGUGCUUAAAAAAAGAGAGACGGAGUCUAGUCGCCAGGGCGUUUGUUCGGGGUGUUUUUAGUGUGAGAAAAAAGGUGACCAAAGGUCACCGAAUGUGGUCAAAUUCGCAAAUUAACAGUAGAAGCAGGACUGUUGGAAAAAUAGAAACAUCUAGGCCGAGGUAGCAUUGCGCUUGUGGAACAGGAGGUUCACGGAGUAACCCCACCAAGCUCUCCUCCGCGUUCCCCUUACUCUCUUGUGUCCUGAAUAACUAGAUUAUUGCGCAGUUAUUAAAAUCGCUUUAUAAUCCGGUCAAGGAACGAGAUUUCAAGAGAAUCAACAUUCAAAAAACGUGUCCCGACCAUCAAAAUUGACGGGAAGAUCUGGUGUUUUAUGGGAGAAGGAGCGCAAUAACAAAAAAAGCAGUCAAAAUUUUGUGAGCCAUGACGAAUUCAACGCCAAAGUUGAACGAUAAAGUGGAGAGGCAGGGAUCGCCUAGCACAGGAGGAAAGAGGAAUAGCCAGAGAUGUGGCUUAAUAAAAACGACCUUCAUAUUUCCAAGUGGAGGAGGACGCUCAAAGGGUUCUCCAGGACGAUUAAGUUGCAGUCCACCGUUUUCAUCGCGAAAUAAUAAUAACAUUAACAACAACAACAAUAAUAAUAAUCUAAUACGUACAUCACCGACGAAAACUGAAAGUCCACGUGGCAGUCCAACGAAUAGUUUUUAUGCAGGAGCAAAAUUCUCAGAACCACCAUCGCCAGCGAGCCUUCCAAAACCGCCAAGUCACUGGAUGAGUAUAAUGGACACAUGCCACAAUUCUGGACGUUCCUAUAAUAUCAACGAUCAUCUCAAAAUGCUUUUAAACGUUCAGGCUUGAUAUCCAACAACAAGAACAACAAUAAUGCAUGGUUCGCGAGUGGCGUCUCCGUCUCCCCGGAGGAGUAGAGACAGGUAUAGUAACCCAAAAUGGACUUUGGACAAAUCAAUAUCUAAUUCAAUUAAUUAAUGAUUGAAAAAGCAAAAUUUUUCAAAAAUCAAUUUUUAAAAUGGAUAAAAAAAAGAGGGUGCUAGCGCCAUGUGUUCCGUGCGUACGUCGUGUUUAGGCUUUUAAAAAACCCUGUUCCUAUAAAAAACAAAAAGUAGACUACAGACUUUGAUACACGUUUCUGCUAUAAUUGCAAAUGAGAAAAAAAAGCCCAGCGAUAAAAAAACGUCUACCGUCAAACUACCUUUCGAUGUGUAAUAAACAUUUAAUGAAUCUACGCGCCCUGUAUAAAAAAACUGUAUACAUAUGUAUUUUAGAUUAUCAUAUAAUAACGAAACACAUUCACACACACACGCCGUGAUAAAAAAAAAGUAUAUCGACUUUUCAAACCAGAAAAAAGUCCAUAUACUCAAAGAAUUUCGAGAGAUAAGCGCAAAGCUGCACAAUGGGUUUUUUAAACGAUGCGCUUCAAUACCGUUUUUUAAUUAUCAAAAAAAAAAAAAAAAAAAUCCCCCCCCACGGACGAUCUUUUGAACACGUUUUUUUUUCUCUCCUGACUUUAUCAAUUUUUUCAAACAUUGAUUGAAAAAAUUGCAUUCGAUUUCAUGAAAUUGAUUCCUUUUUUUUGCACUAAUCGAAGGGAGGAUGAAUUUAUUUUCGUUUAUCAAAGACUUUGUUUUUUUUUUAAGUUUUUUUCGUGGCUUUGUAAGUAUCUCUCUCUCUCUCUCUUUUUCUCUCUAAAAAAAAUUUAAACAAAUCGGUGUAUUUAAACAAAAAAACAUCUUCGUGAGAUUAUUUUUUUUUAUUGGCGUGUUUGAUACGACGAACGAAUCAUUGAUCGAAUGAAAAUGAAUCUGACCAUGUGAGUCUGAAUAUAUAAAUUUGUGGGUGAUAAUAUUUCUAAGUAAAAUUAUUAUGAUUAAAAAUUGAGCAAAUCCAUUUUCGUUGAAGCGAAAUAUUUUAUUGAAUCGCGAAUAUUUUUCCCAAGUUCCCACGAAGCGAACUGGUAUCGCAAAUUAUAAUUGCAAUUAUAGUUUUUUUUUUUUUUUUUUUGAUUCGAAAAAAUUGAAGGGAAAAUUUGUGGAGAUUUAAUUAUAUUUUUAAUAUUGAGAUAUAUAUUUUUUCUUGUUAUUAUUUUUCUAUCAGGACCAUCGAUGAAAAUAUUUUAUUCUCUAGAUUGAAAUAAUGAUAAAACAUAAAUAAAUUGAAAAAUAGCAAUUAAAUUCCGCGGCUUUCGAAAUGAAGAUUGAUUUGCUCAAUAGGAAAGAAACAAGUUACUUGUUUCUUUGUUUCCAAUUAAUUAUUAUUAUGAUUCAAAAGCGAUUUACAUUUAUGAUAUAUGUAUUAUUUUUUUUUUUUUACUUAAAAGUGGUAUAAAUUUUCGUUUAGAAUUUCUAAUGCAUGGGUUGCAUUAUAUUUUGGUUUAUUUAUUUCUUUUUUAUAUCGCUUAGUGAUCAAAAAAAAAAAUUAAUCAAUGUUUAUUUUUUUAAUCUGUAAGUUUUUAUUAUUGAAAAUAUUAUAAUUAUAAUAAUCUUGAUAUUGUAUAAUUAUAACUACUUAUAAUUAUAAUCUUGAUGUUUAUGAUUAUCUCGAUAUUUAUAAUUAUCUUGAUGUUUAUAAUUAUAAUAAAAAAUGAAUUGCGCAAGUCGCUUUCAUUUCUCUUUUUUUUUUUUCUUAAAAAUUGUGAUUGGCUUGAGUAUAUGUGAGUUUGAAUUUAAGAAAUGAAUGUGAAGGGAAAUUUAUGAUUUUGGGUAUAAUUGAGAAAUAUUUGGAUUGUGUAAAAAUUUGUCAAGAUUAUGAAAUUUAGACUCUCGUUUAAUAAUUCAGUCAUGCAGUAAAAUCACGUUUAGUUUUUUUUUUUCUCGUUUUUAGUUUUUGAAAAGAGGAAUUUUUAAAAUGGUAUCUAUAGUAUCUGAAUAUCACGGAUCAAGACUUUGAUUGAUUUAAUCCAAAGGACAAAAUUUGCAGAUUUUCAUUUUUCAAGUAUUUUUUUUUAUUUUUUGCUAAAUGACGACUUCUUCAAAAUUACAUAUCAAUUUGUGCGAAAAGAACUUUCAUUUUUUUUAGGAAAAUACGUAAAAAUUUAAACGUUCCCGUAAAUUUCAAUUUUUCGAAACAUUUUUAUUUUUUAAAAUUAAUUUUUUUUUUGUUUUUAAAGAGACGUACCGAAAAAAUAGACUUAAGAUCUAUUUCACUUUUUUUAUAUUUUUUCUUUUGACAAAAUUUAUUUCUUAUUUAUUUUAAAAAAUUUUAUUGAAAAAGAAAAUUCAGCAAUGAAAAAAUUGAUAAUUGUACUUUGUUGAAGUCGAAAGAAAUUGAAAUCUCAAAAAAGAAAAAAUUUGUAUAAUCAAUUGACAACGUCACGUUUUUCAAUAAAUGAAAAUGUUUUUGUAUUGUACUUGAGACGUUCGUUUUAAGUAGAGAGUAAAAAAAAACCGGUGAUUAUUUUUUUAUUCUUUAGCCAGUAUUCAGAUCUCUUGUUUAAUUGCGUGUUAUCUAAUUUUAUUUAAAUGGUAAUUGAUUCGUAAAUUCUGAUGAUUUUAUUUGCAAAUCAGUUACUGCGAGAGGGAAUUUGUAAUUAUUUGCCAAUUACAAAAAAAAGAAAGAAAAAAAAUACUUUUUAAUUAGUUUUAAAUAUAAAAUUUCGAAUAGAAAUGUUAAAUUAUAGUUUUUAAUCUAAAUAUUCGAUGUGAGGAGAUUUUAACAGAUUUUUAUCUCCGAGACGAUUGAGAAAGAAAAAAAAAUCCCAGUGACGUUGUUUUUUUGAAAUACGGAUUUUUUUCAGUAAAAAUAAAUUUAUUUACAAUAAUUGUUACAUAUAUCUGAAAUUUUGUUGCUUACGAUUUAAAUUUACUAGUCCAAUCUGUGUUAAUUAAAAAAAAUCGAAAUUAAAUUUUUACUAGAAAGAAUUUUUUUUCAAUUUUUGUCAAUCUUUUUCAAUAUUUUCAAAUUUUUCAGACAAAAUCAUUUUUUUUAUAUCGAUAUGAUUGUAUCAAUAUAUAAAAAAAAAUUGAAAAUAAUUCUUGUCCGGAAAUUCUGUACAUAAACAAUUGGUCGAGAUAAUAAUUUUUAUCAGUAUUAAUUAUUUUGUAAAUAAAUGACACGCGCUUUAACGUCAGCGACACGGGUAUCUUAACAUUUUUUUUAUUUUCCUUUUCAUUUGCAUGAAAUCUUUUUUUUAAUUUCAAAACAAAUCGAGUCGUUUGAAGAAAUGACAUUUUAUUUUGAAGAAAGAAAAAAUAUUAAUUAAUACAAUCAGGGAAAAAGGAGAAAAAUCAAUCGGUCGAACGAUGAAAGAAAAAAAAAAUAUAUCUUAGCUGUGAUGAUGACUCUAUAGGUACUAAUAAGUUUUAAUUAAUUACUGAUCUAUGUAUAUUAUAUACACAAUGCGCAUAUAUAUAUAUUAUAUAUAUAUAUAAAUAAAUAAAAUAUGUACAUGAUUAAUAAUAGGAAAAAAAGUAAUUAAUAAUUGUACAAUAAUAAUAAUUUUAAACAGUCGAAUGUAAGGUCAUAAUAUGAUAUUUCCAAGUAUAGAAAAACGAGCAAUAUUAUUGAUUCGCGACACUAACAAUGUUUAUUGAUACAAAAACAAAUUGUAAAUUAAUAAUUAACAAUGAACGUUGAAACACAGAAUAUUUCCCUUUUUUUUAUCGAUAUAAAUAUUCAAAUCAAAAUUCUGCUUUUCAGCGAUCAUUGUUCUUUCUAAAAGUGGGAUUUUAGAUUUACAAAUGCGAUGACGAAUGGUUGGGUCAUUCGGAAAAAAUAUAGCAAAAAAUAAAUAAUUUUUCGGUAAAAAAAUCGUACAGUUGAAAAAAAUGAAAUGUUUUAAUGAAAGUAAAAUUUUUUAAUUUGCAUUUUCGAUGGCCCCCCCAAUCGAUCGGCACUUUUUAAUGUGAUAUCGUAACGUACAAAAAAAAAUCGUCGCAAUUGAUCCUUUUCUUUGCAAAAAAAAAAAGAAAGGAGCGAAAAAAAAUGAUUUUCUAUUAUUUCAAUGAGAGAAAAAGAAACUUUUUCGAUCAGAAAAAAAGAAAAUUAUUUUUUUUGGCGCGAAAAACUGAACAUGGUUUUGUAAAAAAAAAGAAAAGUCGCGCAUUAUCCUAAAAUGCCAAUCGGGGAAUAGCGUUUUUUAUUCUAAAAUACAAAAAAAUAAAACACGACCAAACCAGAAUUUGGAACAAGGUCGUUAUCAUCUCUUCAUCGCAGAGUUCAUCUUCUCCCUUCGUUUUCUUUUUUCUAUUUCUAUAAAAAUACAAAAAUAUGUACAUAAAUAUUUCACACUGAAUGCAAUUCUCUCAAUUUUAUUAUAAGUUUUAAAUGAAAAAAAGCAGGAAAAUCAAUUUUCAAAUUGAAAUCAAUUUCAAUUUUUUUUCAAAAAAAAAAAAAACAAGUUUAUUUUUAAUCGAGGACCAAAAGAAACGAAAUUUCCUUCUUUUCGGCAAAAUUGAUUUUUAUUCCGUUCUUUUCGAAUUUGAAAAUAUUUUUUUAAUUUUAGUCUUAUUUUUAGAUUAAGGAUUAUUGAAGCACAUCGGAAAUAAGGCCAAUAAUGCUCGUUCCCUCUUUUGCAUAGAGAGAAAGUUAAUUUUUUUUUUAUGUAAAUGAAAAUAACAAUUUUUUUUAUUCGAAUUAAAGGAAAAUUUUCACUUUGUGCAAAAUGAGGCGAUCGAAUAAAUCUGUCCAGUUGCAAAUUUGCAGCUUUUUUCUCUCAUUUUUCUCAUUUUUCGUAUAAAAAUAAAAUAGUAUAAGAAUAAUCCAGGACACAAAAUACACAAACAAUAUGUCAUACUCAUACGAGCCAGCAUACAAAUAAUUAAUGAAAAAACAAAAGCGCGAUACCACAUCCGUUAUAAAAUGAUUAAGCCUUAAAUUUAGAAUCGAGUUUACAGCUGGGGAAAAAAAGGGAGUAAACGUAAAAAAACAAAAAACAAAAAAAAAAACAAAAAAUACUUCUUCUUUCCAAAGAGGAAGAGAAAAAAAUGUCAAUAUUAAUUUAAUCGAUUCGUUAAUUUCCAAAUAUUAAACCCCGAUUAGAAUUAAUAUUGACAUUUUAAUGUAAGUCAAUAAGAAUUUUUUAGAUAUUAUCUCUAACUGUGAGAAAAAAAAUCUAGCUUUAUCAUUUUUGUGAUUCGUUAUAAUUCUAUAAAUGUCGAUAUUACUGUAUUUUAUAAUAGAGAAUAUCAUUUCGGAAUUAAUUUGAAUGAGACGCAAAAUAUUGUACGACCGAUUUUAUUGAGUCUAUCGGAAAAAAAUUCCUCUAAAUGAAAAAUUAAAGAAAAAAAGACUUUGAACAAUAAAAUCGGUGGUUCAUUGUGUUCGAUUUAAAUCUCCCUUUUUUUUCUUUUCUUUUUUUAUUAUUAAAAAAAAAUAUAUAUAUAUUCUUAAUUCAUUUAGUAUAACGCUCUGUGAGUUCACGCGACCUUUUUAAAAGUUUGCAGAUUUUUUAUUGAAAAGGAAAAAAAUAAAAUCGCGUGAGUUCCCAAAGACGUGACUGAUUUCAACACAUAUAUAUAUAUAAAUAUAAAUAUAUAUAAAUAUAUAUUUAUAUAAAUAUAUAUUUAUAUUUCUGAAAAAAAGAAUUGGCUCUCCUAUCUUAACAUCAUUUUUCGGGGUUUCUUCUUUUUUUUCGGAAUGAAAAAUAAGAAAAACAUUACUUUUUAUAUAUUAUAAGAGUUGCGGACUAGUUGCGUUCUCGUCCGUCGUAAAUUCUGCUGCGCGUUCAGCAAAAAAUCGUACUGAUUAUUUUAAGAGAAAUAAAAAAAAAAAUCGAGAUUCGAUUAUGUACCUUGAUAUAUCAAAAGAUAUGUUUAUCACAACAAAAGCAAACAAAAAAAAAAACUGAAAAUAAAAAUGUGUUAAAAUAGUACGAUGAUUGUGAAAGUAUUGUGUAUGUGAGCGUGAAACAAACCGACAGAGUGCUUCCUUGUUCAAAGAAAAAGGGCAUAUUUUCUUUAUUUUCUCCAACAAAUUAUGUAAAAAAAAGCCAAUUUAUUUGAAAAUGUGCUCUUUUUGUAUUUUUUUUUUGUAUCCAUUAUAAUGUUUGACGCUCUCAAUAAAAUGGACAAGUGGUGAAAAAAAAGAAAUGGAAAAUUUAAAAAAAAAAAAUACUUCGGUCCGAAAAUAGAAAAUUGGAACGUCAAACAUUCAAGC